Molecule: messenger RNA, 1670 nt
Organism: Gymnodraco acuticeps
Lineage: Eukaryota; Metazoa; Chordata; Actinopteri; Perciformes; Bathydraconidae
Product: zinc finger protein 235-like
Biological process (GO): regulation of transcription by RNA polymerase II
Molecular function (GO): RNA polymerase II cis-regulatory region sequence-specific DNA binding; DNA-binding transcription factor activity, RNA polymerase II-specific
Source: RefSeq, a predicted model, not a curated record
GACGGGUAAUAACCGGAAAAGCAUGACAUGAGUCCUUUAAAAUAGCAGUUUUUACUCCCGGUGAGCGGAUUUUGAGGAAUUUAGGGUGGAGUUUAAAGUUUAAGGGGACUCAAAACAGCCUUUUUGGAUCCUAAAUGUGUCAGAAAUAGAUUUGUAUGGCAGUAUAUUCAGAUGUAUGGACCCCCAGCAGGGGCAGGGAUGCUGGAAUAGCUCAAUACAGGGAAACUAUAUUCAACACAAAGCCAUUUAGGGGUUUUAGAGGAACAGUGUGGAAAGAUCAAAUGGUAAUGAGCAUGUUAAGAAUUGGACAGCAUUCCUAAUAGUACACUUUGAGCAAAGAGCAGGAAACAGUUGAACAUGUUGUCCUCCUGCAGGAAAAAUACUCAGCAAAGACAGGAAAUGAUGACAAGGCUAAGGAAAGUGGGAAGAGUUGGAAGUAUAUUGGAUUGUGGAGAACACUCAGAGGAGGGAAACUGGUCUGGUGGACAGACUUCAAGGGAAGGAACAGUAACAUCCAGAAGGAGGCAGCAAUGAUCCUGUGGAUGCAAACUGUCGUAAAGCACCGAAGAAGAACCCCGUGGAGCUAACUGAAGCUACUGGACGUUUAAAAACUGUCAAAACGUUCAGACCCUUUUAACCAGUUGUUUCAUUGGCCCUUUUCUGAAAACUACGUACACGGCGUGAGGAGAGGUCCGGCUUCAGGAGCAGAGCACGAGGAGAUGAAUGGGGGCAAAGCAGAACCACGAGGAGAGGAUGAUGAUGAGGAGGAGCCUCCUGCUGAAGACACCAAGACCACCAAAAAGAGACGCCCUCCCCCCAAACUCGUGCACAAAUGUUUGGUAUGCAGCCGCAUGUUCUGCCGGCCCUCUCGGCUGGCGGAUCACAUGACCCUGCACACCGGGGAGAAACCGCACGGCUGCUCCGUGUGCGAGAAGAGUUUCGCCAAUAAGACCAGCCUCGCUCAUCACAAGCGCGUUCACACCGGGGAGAAGCCGUACUCCUGCGAUGAAUGCCACGCCUGCUUCCGCCUGUACAGCUGCCUGGCGCGCCACCGGAUGCAGCACAGCGGGGAGCGCCCGCACCGCUGCUCCACCUGCGGCCACGGCUUCUUCCGCCGCCGGUACCUCCAGGAGCACGAGCGCACGCACACCGGAGAGAGGCCUUUCUGCUGCACGCUCUGCCCCAAAACCUACCCUUCCCGGGCGUCGCUCAAAGAGCACCAGUGGCAACACAGAGAGGGCAGCAGCUGCUCCGUCUGCGGGAAGGACUUCCCCACAGCAGGCUCCCUCCGCAAGCACAUGAGGGUGCACGCCACCAAUUACACUAAAACACACCAAUGCACGCUGUGCAGCCGCAGCUUCAGCAGACCCUGCCUGAUGAGGAAACACCUGCUGACUCACGACCUGCAGACUCGCGACCUGCAGACUCACGACCUGCAGACUCACGACCUUCAGGAGGCAGAGGUCAUCCCAGCUGCAGCCAACAACGAGUUCUGGUUAAACGUAAAGACUGAAGAGGAAGAGGAGGAGGAAGUUCAGAUGAUGAAGAUCGAGGAGGAGGGUCUGAACGAGCAGGACUCGGAGGAGCUUUCUCCCGCAGAGUCCAGACCGCAUGUCCAUGACGACGCCUCACGGCCAAAAGAGGAAGAGGAGGAGGAGGAAGAGGAGGGC